ACUGCCUUUACAGAUGUCACUGUACAGGCCAUUGCGUCCAUCUGGCCUAAUGCUACGAGCACACCUGCUGCGACAAGCAACAAUCGACCCAUUGCCAACCUAAACACUUUUCUACACCACAUUUUGAAACAUUCCCGCACGACCCAUUCCACCUUGCAACUUGCGAUAUUUUAUCUGUUCCGCAUCCGUCCGAGAGUGCUGGAACGCCGCAACGACGACGUCUACAUUUCGUGUGGCCGACGCAUGUUCCUUGCAGCCCUGAUCUGUGCGCACAAGUUCCUUCAGGACAAGACGUACAAGAACUCGGCCUGGAGCAAAGUCAGCGGCCUCAGUGUUCCCGAAAUCAAUCAUGCCGAACGAGUCAUGCUUCAGCUAUUAGAUUGGUCGCUCUAUGUCAAGAAGGACACGUACGACCAAUGGAUCCUCAUGCUGCAGAACCAUCUCAAGUUCCGUGUACCUACUCCUGUCACCCAUAGUAGUACUAGUAGUAGUAGUAGUACCCAU
This is a messenger RNA of Zychaea mexicana, 504 nucleotides long. RefSeq names its product cyclin-domain-containing protein. The record is from RefSeq and is a predicted model, not a curated record. The annotation marks the transcript as partial. The transcript has a single exon. Gene Ontology annotation, cellular component: cyclin-dependent protein kinase holoenzyme complex; nucleus. Gene Ontology annotation, biological process: regulation of cyclin-dependent protein serine/threonine kinase activity. Gene Ontology annotation, molecular function: cyclin-dependent protein serine/threonine kinase regulator activity; protein kinase binding. Lineage: Eukaryota; Fungi; Mucoromycota; Mucoromycetes; Mucorales; Lichtheimiaceae.